Molecule: messenger RNA, 1760 nt
Organism: Telopea speciosissima
Lineage: Eukaryota; Viridiplantae; Streptophyta; Magnoliopsida; Proteales; Proteaceae
Product: auxin-responsive protein IAA9-like
Exons: 6
Coding region: 227-1414 (395 amino acids)
Biological process (GO): regulation of DNA-templated transcription
Cellular component (GO): nucleus
Molecular function (GO): protein binding
Source: RefSeq, a predicted model, not a curated record
UAUUUUGAGCUUCACAGCGAACGGCCUUCUUGUGGUUUUGUUGCUUUCUCUAGUUCCUGCUAAAAUGGAGGGGCCUUAGCGUUCUCUCUCUCUCUCUCUCUAUCUUUCGUUACUUGACUCGUACAUUUUCUGCUAAGAGCUUUAAUCGAUCUCCGUCUCUUCAAAUCGGUCUGCGUAAUUGCUCAGGUCCGCGAGGAAAUCUUGUAGUUCUGGAAACAUACACCUAAUGUCUCCGCCUUUGCUUGGUGUCGUGGAAGGGCAGGGGAAUGUCUCUCUGGUGGCCUUGCCGCCGGCCUCCGCAGAUGGUAGCUGCCAGAAUAACUCCGAAUUAAAAGAGCGUAAUUACAUGGGGUUAUCUAAUUGUUCUUCAGUGGACAGCUCCGCAAUCUCAAGUUUGUCUGAAGGAAAAAAUAGCAGCCUGAAUCUGAAAGCAACAGAGCUGAGGCUUGGACUUCCUGGAUCCCAAUCCCCCCAGAGGGAUCCAGAGCUGUCCUUGCUGAGUCCCGGAAAACUAGAUGAGAAACCCUUGUUUUCUUUACUUCCUUUGAAGGGCGGUACUCAGUCUUCAUCACAAAAGGUUGCUGUUUUAGGAAACAAGAGAGGGUUCUCGGUUGCCAUGGAUGGUUUCUCUGAAAUUAAAAGUGCUACAUUUAAUGAAGGGAAUUGGAUGUUUCCAGCUGCUGGCUCUGAUUCAGAAACUGCUCAUUCGGCACCUCAAGGGAAAUUUUCUGUUAACUCGGGAGUUAAUGUUAUGCUAUCACCUAGACCUUCCCUGAACUCGGGGGUGAAAUCUGUUUCUGUGAAGGAGCAUUCUGGAGCUCAGCCAGGCAUGUUGAAAGAAGCCACCCCUGUGAAGGUAUUACAAGAGAGCCCCCAUACUGCCAAUGAGAACAGCCAUAAUCCUAGUGCUGCUGCUAAGAACAAUAGCAGUGCACCUGCUGCCAAGGCUGAAGUAGUAGGUUGGCCACCAAUUAGAUCAUUUAGGAAGAACACUUUGGCGACCACUUCCAAGAACAAUGAUGAAGUCGAUGGUAAACCAGGCCCAGGUGCUCUUUUCGUCAAGGUCAGCAUGGACGGUGCUCCUUAUUUAAGGAAGGUAGACCUCAGAACAUAUUCUGCAUAUCAGGAGCUCUCCUCUGCACUGGAGAAGAUGUUCAGUUGUUUUACCAUAGGCCAGUGUGGAUCACAUGGAGAUCCAGGGAGGGAGAUGCUGAGUGAGAGUAACCUGAGGGACCUACUACAUGGGUCAGAAUACGUUCUUACCUAUGAGGACAAGGAUGGUGACUGGAUGCUUGUGGGAGAUGUCCCGUGGGAGAUGUUUAUUGAUUCAUGCAAAAGGUUGAGGAUCAUGAAGAGCUCUGAUGCAAUUGGCUUAGCUCCAAGGGCAAUGGAGAAAUGCAGGAACAGAAACUAGGUAUUGUCUCAACAUCAUGACUGCUCUCCAGCCAACAAUCAAUAGUUGAAAGUAUUCAUGGAUGGUAGGGAAGCAAAUUAAGGGAGGGAGACCUUGAUUCAGGAAGGAAUGGUGUGGCCAGAUGCAAUGGUCUGGAUGGCAGAUCUUGGGGUUAGAUACAUAUUUUGCGUUGCUGAUAAUUCAUGUUGCUUUUAAUUGUCUUGAGUCCAUUAUAAUUAUAGAGCUGAGGCCACAACCUAUGGGAGUACCUCUUUUCGUAAUUUGAUUCUUCUGGUGAGUUCAUGUUUGCCCUCAGGAAUUCUAGUAUGUAAAGUGGUUUGAGUUAUUGGUGGACAUGGUUGGUGCU